UCUAGACAGAAACAGGUUUCAUGCUGCCGCUUCCUCGCCGGAGGCAACACAUAUAGGCCGAAUUCCCGUCAAGAUUUCUGGUACAUAGCUCUGGGAGCUUUGAGAACCAGCGCGAGAUUCAGAAAAAGCUCGUUGGUUUCUGUAAAGUUUAAAGCAAAACGGGCGCCUAACAACUACCACUAGUUGGGCUUGCUCAUCGUGUGAACAAACCUAAAAGGGUCUGGCGCGGUUAGCCAGGGUCGGAGCUGAAUACUUGCUUCCGGCGUUGAGUUCGAAUGUUCUCGAACAAUCGUGACAUCUCCACACAAAAAGAGUUAUAACCCGCCCUUUUUGCGUCACAAAAUUUCUCCAAAGUGUUUCUCAACUGAAAGAACGCCCUCUCCGCAACGAAACGUCGAUCGUAGUUUUCAGAACCAAUGUCGCCACUUCACCCGGAAUUCCUUUGGGCUCAGAGGAGUAACGCAACCCUUGCAGAGAAGAACAUUAUCUAUCUUACUAUUAACCUCCCUGAUAUCCAAGAACACACUCUGAAAGUUGAACUCACUUCGACAAAAUUCAGCUUCAGCGCGCGAACUGGAAACCAAGAGAAGGGAAUCGAGGAGAAAGAUUGGGCCGCUGAGGUGGAAUUCUACGAUGAGAUCGAUCCAGAGAAUUCAAAGAAGACGUUAACUUCUCGCCACUUUGCGCUCAUCCUUGGAAAGAAGAAAGCACAAACGGAAUUCUGGCCGCGGUUGACGAAGGAGAAGGGCAAGAUUAACUUUGUGAAGACUGACUUCAGCAAAUGGGUGGAUGAGGAUGAGCAAGAAGGCGUGAUUGACGUACCUGAUGAGGACUUUGGUGACUUUGGUGGCGGUGGCGGUGGCUUAGGAGGCUUAGGAGGCCUGGGAGGAGGCCUAGGAGGAGGCUUGGGAGGCGGCAACCCUGACUUUGAUGCGAUGAUGAGAAAUAUAGGCAACUCGGGAAGCGGAGACUUCGGUAGUGGUGAGGCGGGACUUGGUGAUGAUGUCGACUCUGAUGAUGAGGUGCUGACGGCCCACCACCACUCGAGGAUGCUCCGGAAGAGACGCCUGCCGCGCAACAGCAGUAGAUCUAAGAAAUCUAAGAACACCAAUCUGAUUCCACCAGUGCCGAAUCAGAGUACUGUUCUGCAGCUAGUCUCCACUCUUCACUUACACCAAUACUAUUACCACAUGGACUUGAUCGAUUUUGAUUGCUAGACCUGCCAUGUUCAUAUUUGACCAUCAUGAAGAAGAAAAAUGGAUAUUGUGCUCGCAAGGCACGCGUGAACCGUUAAGUAAUUCCGUCCAAUAUUGCAAUUAAUGAUCGAUCAUGAGUUACUUGGUCCCUUGUAAGAGGGGCCAGAUAACUUUUAGUUGAUAUACUUUGUCGUUCUGCGAACACACUAUGUAGUCGCGAUGCCAGUAGCUUGCUCUGGCGUGCGGUAACUUGUCUGCAGACCAGGCACGCCCACUAGCUGUUGUGCAAAAUUUGACUCCGAUCACG
Molecule: messenger RNA, 1503 nt
Organism: Cantharellus anzutake
Lineage: Eukaryota; Fungi; Basidiomycota; Agaricomycetes; Cantharellales; Hydnaceae
Product: HSP20-like chaperone
Exons: 8
Coding region: 417-1217 (266 amino acids)
Biological process (GO): protein folding; chaperone-mediated protein complex assembly
Cellular component (GO): cytosol; nucleus
Molecular function (GO): protein-folding chaperone binding; Hsp90 protein binding
Source: RefSeq, a predicted model, not a curated record